Messenger RNA from Aedes albopictus (Asian tiger mosquito), 1898 nucleotides. Its product is annotated as zinc finger protein 431. The record is from RefSeq and is a predicted model, not a curated record. Gene Ontology annotation, biological process: regulation of transcription by RNA polymerase II. The transcript is spliced from 4 exons. The coding region runs from base 49 to 1818 and encodes 589 amino acids. Gene Ontology annotation, molecular function: RNA polymerase II cis-regulatory region sequence-specific DNA binding; DNA-binding transcription factor activity; zinc ion binding. Gene Ontology annotation, cellular component: nucleus. Lineage: Eukaryota; Metazoa; Arthropoda; Insecta; Diptera; Culicidae.
UAAUCGUCCAGUUUUCCUAGAAAUUGCCCCACUAGCGAUUAGAUAAAGAUGACCACGGCAGCGGAACAGUCGGGUUUGGACAUGGUGUGCCGCGUGUGUUUGGACAAUCGCACGGAAAUGUUUUCGAUUUUUUCCGCGAUUGGCAAAGGUGGACCAGUCAUCGCAAGCGUCAUCACCGAGAGUACCGCCGUGCUGGUAGAAGAAGAUGACGGCCUGCCGGAAUGGAUCUGUACCGAUUGUGCAGAGGAGGUGAAAUUCGUUGCCAGUUUCCAGGACAAAACUCGGCAAUCGGAUCGAAUGUUGAGGGAAGUGUACAAAGCUGAGGUGAAGGAGGAAGAAGAACAGCUAUAUGCAUUGGAAAUAUCCCUGCUGGACCAACCGAAGGAGUUGGUGUCUAAAAUAGAGGUGGCCGAUGAUGAAGUGUUCGAAGAGGAUGAUCGAGAAUCGGACGUUCGAUUAGAUGUGGACUAUGGUGAUGAUAGUGAUGUGAAAAAUAGCGACUCGGAUGAAGAUUACACACCGGAGGAAUUAAUUACAAGAAAAAGAGAAGCUGAGCUGAGCUUCGUGGACGCAAAUGACGUACCCAGUAGUGACUCAGAUCAAGAAGCUAAGCCCAAGAGAAAGCGGCAAAGGAGUACUAAAAUUACAAAAGAUAAUGAAUCAGUGCCAGACGAACUAGACGAAGUCGAAGAAGAUAUUUUUAUGAUUGUCGAUGUCGGAAGUAAAUUCCUAUGUUGUACAUGUUUGAAACUCUUUGACGGAGAAAGUGAGCUCAUCGCUCAUGGUAAAGCAGUACAUAAAGCUAAACGAAGCUGCAACCCUUCAAAACCGCACGUUUGCAAUCUCUGCUUUAGAAGAUACUCAUCCAAGGUCGCUUUGCAAGCGCAUUGCAAAAAAGCUGCUUCUAUCACACGAGUAUUCGACUGCCGGCUCUGCCGCGCAAGAAUCGCUUCACCGCAAAAGCGCCAGCAGCAUGCCCACAAACAUCCUCCGGUAACUUCGCAAAGUUCGGCCAUCGUCGCCACACUUCCGCACGAUGCCCUGGAUGCUGGUAAAAUUUGCUGCGCUCAAGGCUGCAAUCAGGUUUUCGAUACCGAGGAAGAACUGCUGGCCCACUCGGAAGUGGAACACGAGGCAAACCGUGUGCAAGCCAUGCUGAACGCAGAUACGCGACGACCGGUUGAGUGUCGAAUUUGCUACCGACGGUUCAUCGACGAGAAGGGACUGAAACAACAUCAGCAGCGACUCUACAUGCCCAAGAGGCACGUUUGCACGGUUUGCGGGAUGAAGUUUGCAGUGGCAAGCGAGUGCAAGCGACACGAAGCGGAACAUGUUGGGCAGGAGAAAAAGUACGAAUGCGACCAGUGCGACAAGGCGUUUUAUCACCGUGACCAGCUGAAGGCGCACGUCAAACGGCACUCGGCCACCCGGGAGUUCAUGUGCAACAUCUGUGGUCAGUCGUACAUGCAGAGGCACAACCUACAGGCUCACAUGCUGAAACACGAGGGCAAACUGCCGUUCGAGUGUGACAUCUGCAAGAAGGCAUUCCGCGUAAAGGCCAAACUGAUCUAUCACAAGCGGGUGCAUUCCGGCGAGCGGCCAUUCGCAUGCCGGUACUGCGAGCAAGCCUUUGCCGACAGUACCAAUCGGUUGCGACAUGAAAUGUCACACACUGGUGUAAAACCGUACAAAUGCGAUUAUUGUGAAAAGACAUUUAUCACCAAGCGACUAAAGAGAGAUCAUGAGAAGACACAUUCGAAAAAUCUCCGCCCUCAAAAUUCUUAUCCGUUUGACAGUUCUAAAAUAAUUAUUAUGUAACUAUUUACUUUAUUUUUUUUUCAUAUGACAUUUCGUGUAAUAAAUAUUGUAAAAGUUCAAACGAUUUUUAUUGAAUUGGA